AAUGAAUUUUCUUUUUAGAUUUUAGAAUUCAGGUUGGUGAGUAUCAACUUUAUCUAGACUCUGAGUCUCUGAAUAUUGCACUCCCAUGACCGGCAAAUGAAGGAACUCGCCAUUUUUCACAAAUCUGCUUACAAGAUUAGCAGUUUGCUCUUUCCCGUCGAUUCCCAGAUCGACCCGAUCCCAACAACAUGACCCACCAGGAAUGGAAACUCCCAAGAAGAAAUAAUUAUGGAUAUGUUAAUUAGACUGCCUGUGAAGUCUCUUUUUAGAUUCAAGUGUGUUUCAAACUCUUGGAGGGCUUUAAUCUGUGAACCUAGCUUUAAGAAACAGCAUCAUCUCAAUCAUGCCAAAAAUGACAAAUUGCUUCUUCUACGGAUUGUCAAGGAUAGUAAUACUGUCUUCUAUGGUUCAUCUUUAUUGACGACAACACCACCACAACAUCUAAACAUUAGGGAUGUACAAGAAUCGCUGUGUGUUCCGCAAUGUGUGCCAUGGUAUUACCAUAUAUAUGGUAGCUGCAAUGGCUUGUUUUUAAUUGGGGCUGAGCAGAAAUGUUUUCUGUGGAAUCCUUCUACAAGAGAAUCAAUAUUACUACCAUCACAUUGGGACAAGUUUUUUCAUGGUUACAUCCAUGGAUUGGCAUAUGACCCAACUAGUGAUGACUAUAAGUUCGUUAACAUCCCUGAAGAUAAAAGGGCACCCACUGAAAUUCUCUCCUUAAAAACUGGUUCCUGGAGAAAAAUUUAUGGAGGUUACUGUUCUCUCCCAUCCGCUAAUAUGGAAUAUUUUACAUUACUACGAGGAGCAUUUCAUUGGCUUACUUGUUCCGUAGAUGGUAUGUUUUCUCUGAUUUCAUUUAAUAUUUCAAAUGAGGUGUUUGGAGGAUUACCAUUGUCGAAGGAAAUGCCCAUGGUGUGUGACAUUAUCGAGGAAGGCGUAAAAGUGUUAGGUGGAAAUGCUUAGUGUAAAUUUUCUUUAUGAAAAGGAGGAUACUAGUAUUUUUGAUUUGUGGGUAAUGAAAGAGUAUGGUAUGGAAGAAUCUUGGACUAAAUUAUUUACGAUGACAGAUAGCAGGGAUGCUUAUGAGAUGUUACCAGUUGUUCCGAAAUAUAUAUUUGCUGAUGGUGAAGUGUUGUUCAGGUCCGAUACAAGAAUUGUGCUUGGCACACUCAAAGAAUCAGACAAAAGAAGCAAUCUAGUGUGGCCUCUGACUACUGAUGAAGAUACAGAUACCACUUGGGAUGGAUUUGUUUACACAGAGACUUUGAUCUCUCCAAAAGAUUGUGUUAUUGCUUUGCACUAGUAUUUAUUUUAUAUUAUUCAUUAACUUUUUAUUAUUGGUAUGACUUAGAAACAAAAUGUGUUUAAAUCUGUCCAUACAGUCAUUUUGUACAGCAUUCAUUAUAUUUUGCGCAUA
Solanum lycopersicum (tomato) is the source of this 1417-nucleotide messenger RNA. The record is from RefSeq and is a predicted model, not a curated record. NCBI's taxonomy places the organism in Eukaryota, Viridiplantae, Streptophyta, Magnoliopsida, Solanales, Solanaceae.